Molecule: messenger RNA, 1798 nt
Organism: Arabidopsis lyrata subsp. lyrata
Lineage: Eukaryota; Viridiplantae; Streptophyta; Magnoliopsida; Brassicales; Brassicaceae
Exons: 4
Coding region: 459-1532 (357 amino acids)
Molecular function (GO): protein binding
Source: RefSeq, a predicted model, not a curated record
GCAUUAUAUGAUUAUUGAUCGUUUUGCAUUUGGCCGUUACAUGGCAAUGCAUAUAUUGCUUACAAUUGUAGAAAUACUAAAUUAAAAUAAAUAAGAACUUUUUAUGCAUGGGACCAUAAUAUCAUAAAGCAUUGAACACAUACGGUCAUAUAUAGGAGUUUCGAGUUUCACUUCUUAAUGCAUUUACUUAACAUCCCAAAAUGCCAAAACAUAUACAAUACAUGUACAUGUUCCGAACUUUUUAAUUUAAUAUUGAGCAACAAAAAGGUUCUUGUUCAUCAUAAAAGAGGGAGAGUGUGUUCUUUUAACUUAUAUAUAACUCAUUCCAUAUGUACUAGUAACAAUUAUAUAAAUGAGUUUCGUAUCUCUAACAAAGUGACAUUAAUACAUUUCUCCCAAAAAAAACAAAGUGACAGUACAAUUAACAUAAAUUAAGCAGACGAGAUUGAUCGAUCUUGAUGGGGAAAACCGGCGGAAGCUCAUGGUUCACGGCCGUUAAGAAUGUUUUCCGAUCACCGGAGAAGAAAAUCCCUAGAAGAAUAAACCGUCGACAAGACAAUGACCUCGUCGAAGAAGAAGAGGACGAACAACACCAACGACCGAAGAGAAGAAAAAGAAGAUGGCUAUUCAAGAAAGAUUCUUCUGAUUUUUCUGCAAUAGACGUAGGAAUACACAUAAGAAACUCCGGCAACAUUAACUCAACGGAUGUUGACGCGAUUGCGGCUGAGGAAACAGAGAAAACUGCAUCUCCGGCGGCCAAGGAAACCGUCUUUUUUGGCCGGAUAUCUGUCUACCUCAAAAGACACUUGGCUGCUAUUCUCAUUCAGACAGCUUUCCGAGGAUGCCUGGCACGAACAGCGUUUAGGGCUUUACAAGGAGUUGUGAAACUACAAGCCCUAGUGAGAGGCCACAUCGUGCGUAGACGAGCUAGCAUUACUUUGCUUCGGGUUCAGGCUUUGGUUCAGAUCCAGGCUCGAGCUCUAGAAUACCGAAAAACACUCACCACCAAUCUCGGCGACGAAACUGCCUUGUCUCAUGCUUUCUCUAAACAGAUGUGGAAAACUACAGCGAGAGAAGUUCAUAGUGAAAGUGAAUUAGAGGACAAAAGACCGAGUAGAUUAAACCGGUACGGUUAUCGAGAAACCGGAAGAAGAAUGUCAACCGAUCAGGCUGUCGUUGAACCGGUCAAGAUAGUCGAGAUCGAUACGUAUAAAACGUACUCACACCACCAACAGCUCAACGACCAGACGCCACGUGGACACUCUUGCGUCACAAGGCAAGUCCAUUCAAUACCAAAUUACAUGUCUACCACUGCCUCAACCAUGUCUAGAUUUCGCCGGCCACAAAGCGUACCAAAGCAGAGAUCAAACCGAACCGGUUUAGAUAACAACGAACCAAGAUUAACAUUGGUUAGAAAGCGGUUGUCAUUUCACAAUGGUAAUCCGCAAUCGCACGGUUAUAUUGCCGGUGAUGGUUACUUUUUGUACGACAUCGACAAGAGAACCAAUGCUCACGAAGAUUUUCAGUAUUAAAAUUAACCGAAUCGGUUAAGUGUAGCCGAUGGAACCAUAACCAUUGACGAUAAAAUAUAUUUUAUUUUAUAUUUGUGACCCAAGAUUUAUUACUUUUCUAGUAUGCACCAAACAGUUAUCAAUUUUAAGACUUUUUCAAUGCUAACACAACGUGAAUAAUGACUAUUUCGAUGUCAAACAUAUUCAAACGUCCGCAAUUGUAGACAAACCGGUGGUUGGAUGCGAUUUGUAUCAAAUGUUAUUAAUCCACUAAACCGGUUUAUAUU